Molecule: messenger RNA, 4318 nt
Organism: Cherax quadricarinatus
Lineage: Eukaryota; Metazoa; Arthropoda; Malacostraca; Decapoda; Parastacidae
Source: RefSeq, a predicted model, not a curated record
AUCUGCUCGUAUCAUGUAUCUGGUGGUGACGACUCAGCGUUAGAUGCACAACAACAGUCACUUCUACACCGUCACAGUGGGAGUUCGGUGUCUUUAAUUUUGGACUAUUUCACCGAUUCUCUUCCACUGGAGAAUUUUUGAGUGUCUCGUAUAUGCAGAUGUUGAAGCAAAUGCAACAAGUGCCUCUCCACAAUGCCAGAAACUUUUUGCAGACAUCCAGCAAGCCCACCUGCCAAAGCACACCAUUGGGAUUGCCCAGCUUCUUCGAGAGGAUGAGAAGCCAAGGAGCCUCUUCCCCUAAAAUAAUGAAAACAUCGACAGUCGAUAGAGGUGUCUUGGGGGAUGUUUAUGGGGGAUGGCAAACCCCAAAAAUGGUGUGGCCUGAUCCUGUGGUGGAGGAGGAAGAGUCAAGCCAGCUAACAAAGGUUGAUCUAGGGGAGGUGCACACUGACGCCACACUCUAUGCUCUCCCGGAGAUGGUGGGCACAAGAGAACGACUGCACACAGUACUACACAUGCCUACUGACCUGCCUGUGCCUGAUGUGGGCCGACCCCCACCCUCCGCCUCCUUAAAUAUUCUUAUGGUGGAUGUCUCUGCAUCCAUGAAAGCCUAUUGGAAAGAUGUGGUGCACAGUUGGAACAGUCUUGUAGCACCCACUUUAUAUGGCCGCACUAUUCUAUAUGCAUUUGGAACCAGGGUUCUCUUCCUUAGGUCUGGGAAACAGCUGGAGCAGAAAGACUUCAUUAGUGGAGGGACAGAUCUCGUCGGUGCCUUGAGGACUAUUGUAAGUGAGGUGUACCAAUGUAGGGAGAAGUACAUUAAAGUGUUCCUCAUCACAGAUGGAGAGCACACUGUGUCUAAAGUUAAGCCAGAGAGUGUGAUAGAAAAGAUGGAGUAUGCAUGUGGCAAGAUAUGUGAUGUUUUUGUUCUGGGUGUAGGGGAUAAAUUCCCUGUCCAACACAGUAUUGACAUUCGUUCCCGUCUGCAUAAUGGCAACUCUAACCUGCCAUACCUCUUCACAGCCAAAACCUCCGUAGGCAUGAGGGAGGAGAUGGCUGUUAUCGGCCGAAUAAGUUACAGCAGUAAUUCCUCAAGAAUAAAAUUGUCUUUGAGUGGGUCAGUUUUACCUGGAGGAGAUGUGACAGAUGUGUUUCACCUGGGGGAGUGGGUGUACUUUGCUUGUGAGCCACAAGAAAUACAGAAUUUGACUCUUUCAUCUGGGAGGCAUAGCUUCAGCAUCUCCCUGAAACCCAAACCCAUGAAUUUGUCCAACUUAAGUGAAUUGUUCAGGCAGUGGAAUUCUCUCAUAAUCCAGCUGCACAGGAGCAAGAAAACUAUUCCAUCAGACAUCAUGGCCUUCAAGGAUAGACUCUUCAGCUCCUGGUCAAAAAAAUUGAAGGAGGGCUCUAGGGCACAAACCAUCAACGAUCGCCUCACUCUGAAGGAAAUAAAAACCCAUGAGGCCAGUUUCAGAGCACACAAAAACUACAUGGAAACAAUCUUGAUGACGGAAACUUUCCAGGAUGAGCAGGAGUUAGCGGACAAAAUCCUCUUCACAACUGUUGGUGGGAGCAAAUAUGAAACUAAAGUGUUAAGGAUGAAAGGACAUACUGACCAGGAUUUUUCAAAAGAUCAAAAGGAAUUUAUGGAGGUCUAUGAAGCUCAUAAAGCCAACAUUAAAAAAGUUGAAACUACACCAGAAGACUGCUGCCGAAUCACACUCACUUCCACUAUAACUGACCUGCAGGACACGGACUUUUCUGAAUUGUUCCAGUUAGGCAAAUAUGAAUUCCUAAAGCAAUUCACCAUGACAGGAAUCCCAGUAUUUGCACCCAUCAGGGACUCCAUGAUCAUCAACCCUUGGUCAUACUCUGUCAGGGGAAUUCUCUCCUCUCCUUACACAAUCCUCAGUCAGGUGGCUCUAGAGUCCUUUGCAGAGACCACAUCAGCAGGUGCACAGCAUAAAGAUGUCAGAGCAAAGUGGGAUGAAGCAAAUACCCGUUUUAAUGCUAUAGUUCCAGUUUUCCCACCAGGUGUUGCAAAGAUCAUGGAGCCAUUUGUUCAUACACGCAUAUAUGCUAUGUGUGUAACUUUUGCCAUCUUGAAGAAUCCUCACAUUAUUGAUUUUAAUGUACACAUUGCCGCCUUGGCCAUCACUUGGAUGAGGAUCUUGUACGAGUACCCAACUCGGCCUAGACCCGAGUUUGUGCGCUUACGUAUAGAGAGUAUAAAAAGCACUGCUGCCCUCUACUUAAAUCAGCCAAGCUACCUCACAUACUGGAAAGUCUUGAGAGAGAACACAGCCCAAGCACUGAUGACAGAGAGUACCAUUAAGGUUGACAAGAAGACACUUAAGUGUGAGUCACUCAUCAAGCCAAUGUUCAUAUUGCACAUGAACCAGCACAAUGAAUGCGAACUCAGUCUCAGUGUUGUGGCCAGGGUGAUGAGGUUGAUCUUGGUAGAGUUCAUCGGCCGCUGCCUUGCUAACUACAACACCAAAAAUAACAAGGCAAUGCCCUUCACUGACUUUUUUGUGGAAACCCAUUAUAGUCAAAAUGUGAAAAAAGACUGGGUUGAUGAUUAUGUAAUUAAUGUUAAAGCUAACUUGACAGCAAGUUCAAGUGCACUCCUAGAAAAAUUUUACACUUUGGAGGAAGUUAAGAAAGCAGCCAAACAGAUUGCUCCAGAGAAGUUGCAAGAUAUGAAAAAGAUGUUCAUGCCAGAUCUACCCAUCAAAGUAAACAUGGAGAAGGUUGUUAGUCUUCGCAAUGUGUCUGGUGCAGGUGAUGUAUCUUGGCACACAUUAAGGACCUUCGCCAAGGAGGCAGACCUAUCUGAAGAAGUUGUCAAUGACUUGUUUAGUGAACGUAGUGUAUUUAUCUAUGUGGCCCAUGCUCUUAGGUACAAGACUUCACGAAGCCGUCUUAGUGCCAGUCUUGCUGACUAUAAUACCAGUUUAGAGCUGGUGACCAAGCAUGUCCAGGAUGAGAUCUUGGGAUUUAUAGCCAGAAACCUGAAUGUUGAAUUUGAACAGCAUGUAGUGAAUGUGUGGCUUGAAGCCUACCUAGCUGCUCACAGAGAGGUGGUGCAACCUUUGAAACCUCACGAGAUAGUGGUACAGGCCAGACAGCGAGGCAUAGAUGUAAGCGAUGCCACAUUUGAUCGGGUGUACAAGAGGUAUCGCUCUGAUGUCAGACUGUUAGGGAAUGCAUGCCAGAGCCAGUCGUGCCCUUUUUACCUGGUGCCCAACAAGAGAUACAACCAGCAUACAUUUGUAGAACGUCAAGGACAACGAGACUUUCCUCAUACCCUCCAUCGUGUGGCCUACCUCAACAAGGACAAGGACUUGACUAUGGCAGUCGAGCACCUUGAAUUGGGAGCCUUUACCAAGAACCACAGGCCGCUACCUCUUGACAUCAUUGCUCACUUCACUGAUGACAUACAGAGUCUGCAAGAGAGUUAUAAAAAUUUACCUGGGACCUAAGCAGAGCGAUCUCUUCAUCUGGAUUAUACCUGGAGAGGGUUCCAGGGGUCAACACCCCCGUGGCCCAGUCUGUGGCCAGGCCUCAUGGUGGAUCAGGGCCUGAUCAACCAGGCUGUUACUGCUGGCUGCACAUAAUCCAGCGUACGAACCACAGCCUGGCUGGUCAGGCACUGACUUUAAGUGCCUUUCCAGUGCUUGCUUUCAAGACAGCCAAGAGUCUAUUGGUAAUUCCCCUAAUGUAUGCUGGGAGGCAGUAGAACAGUCUUGGGCCCCUGACACUUAUUGUGUUGUCUCUAUCGUGCUAGUGGCACCCCUGCUUUUCAUUGGGGGGAUGUUGCACUGUCUGCCGAGUCUUCUGCUUUUGUACAGAGUGAUUUUCGAGUGCAAGUUUGGUACUAGACCCUCUAGGAUUUUCCAGGUGUAUAUAACCAUGUAUAUCUCCCUCCUGCAUUGUAAGGAGUACAGGUUUAGGAAGAAGUAUGACACUGGAUCCUUUCUCAGGCCCAGGUUCGUAGGUGUGGCAGGCUGAAGAGAUGUGCAAAUGGCAUUCUGCUGAUUGAAAAAAAAAAAAACUGGAAAAAAGAUGCAAAGUAAGUAAAUAUCGCUCCUAGGUGGCGACGGCUAAUGAUUGGCAGAGGCCAGAGAGAAUGUGUCAAGCAGUUGGGAGAGUUGAUAAAUCUUCAGGGCAGUGCAAAAAAAAGAUGAGCAUCUUGCAAAGGCAACAAAUGAAGCUGAGAAAGGGACAAGCUUCCCAUCUUUUCCCUAACAGCUUAAUAUCAAAACUGGAAAAAAAAAAAGAGGACACAAAUAUUGUGUAGCAAGAGUCAUCAGAA